AUGAGUGUCCGCCUAGCCGCCCGGCGGCUGGCGCUGUCAGGCUCCUCGUCCCCUUCACCAUCCUCCCUCCUCGUCGCCUCGCCCACAUGCGCCGCCCUCCUCGCCUCCCCUCCGACCUCCUCCCAGCGCCGUCACAAAUGGUCCAUCAACGUCUUCAAGGGUUGGGGAAAGUCCAGCUCCAAGGACGCCUCCGCGAGCCGCGGCGGCGGCUCCGACCCGCUCACGUCGGAACUCGACGACCCCAAGAAGCGCCAGCAGUUCCUCGAGCGCAACAUGCACGGCACCGUCGAGUACAACAUCUUCCAGGACGAGAUUGAAGCCGGCCCGAGCGGCGCCGCGCAGGAGGAGCGCACCGGCGCGGCCCAGGCUGAGCAGAAAACGCGCGAGAACAUGGCCAUGGUCACGGACCCGGAUCCCCGCGCCCGGAUACGCUGGCACCGCAAAAAGGUGAUCCAGAUGGUCCGCACCAACGGCCACCUCACCACGCGGGAGCGCCUCGCCCGCACCGAGCGCCAGCUCCUCCACAAGAGCACCUUCCUGCCCACCAGCGUCAAGAAGCUCGUUAUGCUGUCGCGCCAGAUUGCCGGCAAACCCGUCGACGAUGCCAUCGCUCAGAUGCAGUGGUCCAAGAAGAAGAUGGCCGCCGAGAUCAAGUACUACCUCGAGGAGGCACGCGACCUCGCCGUCGCCCAGCGUGGCAUGGGCCUGGGCAAGGUCAACGGGGAGCUGCUGGACAAGCCGCGCAAGAUCCAAACCAAGGAGGGCAAGUGGAUGGACGUCACCGACCCUACGCGCAUGUACAUCGCCCAGUCUUGGGUGGGCAGGGGCCCGUGGCGCGGCAAGGAGAUUGACUACAAAGGGCGUGGCAGGAUGGGCGUCAUCCAGCACCCCAGCACCAGCUUCACAGUCCUCUUGAAGGAAGAAAAGACGAGGAUACGAGAGCACGAAGAGCGCGUGGCUAAAAAGAAGGCCAAGGGUCCCUGGGUCCAUCACCCAAACCGCUCCAUCUACGGACAACGACCAUACUACACCUGGUAG
Molecule: messenger RNA, 1038 nt
Organism: Purpureocillium lilacinum
Lineage: Eukaryota; Fungi; Ascomycota; Sordariomycetes; Hypocreales; Ophiocordycipitaceae
Product: mitochondrial 54S ribosomal protein uL22m
Biological process (GO): translation
Cellular component (GO): mitochondrial large ribosomal subunit; ribosome
Molecular function (GO): structural constituent of ribosome
Source: RefSeq, a predicted model, not a curated record